GACACGAAUCGCGGCGCCAUGAAGUUCGGCCACGACCUGGCGAAGGUCGUGAACGUGAGCGACCCCGAGUGGGCGCCGUACUUCAUCCAGUACAAGACGCUCAAGCAGCACAUCAAGGCGAUCCGCGCGGAGACGGACGCGCACGGGUCCCAGGACGGGAGCCCGUGCCGGAGCGCGGGCGGCGACUCGAGCCAGGCGGGAAGCCCCGCGCCCGCGGGCCGCGCGCGCGCGACGACGGAGGACCGCGUUGGCCUCGAGGACACGGGCGCGCCCGCGGCCCAGCGGAAGACGAUGAGCGAGUCCGCGCCCGAGGUCGCCUUCUUCCGCGCGCUCCGCGCGGAGCUCCAGAAGUCGUCGAAGUUCUUCACGUCCGCGGAGCGCGUGCUCGAGAUCCGGCGCGAGCGCGUCCACGAGGCGCUGCGCAUGCUCAAGCGCGCCGCCGAGCCCUGCGGGGCGCUCUGCAAGCCCGGGCUCCUCGAGGACGACGACGCGCGCGCGCUGGCGGCGUGCGUCGCCUACUACCGCGACCUCCUGCUGCUCGAGAACUACGCGAUCAUCAACUACUGCGGCUUCUCGAAGAUCCUCAAGAAGCACGACAAGCGCACGGGCUUCGCGACGCGGUCCCAGUUCAUGCGCAUCUGCGUCGCGCCGCAGCCCUUCACGCUCCACCCGCGUUUGCUCGACAUGAUCAAGGAGGCCGAGGAUCUCUACAAGGAGAUGGGCGCCGCCGCCAAGGCCGCGCGCGACGACCGCGCGGCCCGGAGCGCCCAGGCCGCGGGGGAACCCCCGGCGCCCGCGGCCGCGGCGCCGACGAGCCCGCCGUGCCCGCGCGACGAGUCCGACUUCAUCGACGCGAUCCUCAACCUCCGCGCGGAGACGUCGAAGAUCCGCGCGGCCGAGGACCACCGCGCCACGGCGGGCGACACGCCGCCGCCGACGGGCGACGGCGCGGCCUUCCCCUUCGCGUCCGCGUCCCCCGCCCGGCCCCCGCCCAACGCCGCCGCCGUCGCGGCGAGCCCGCCGUUCCCCCUCCCGUUCUUCCGCGGCGCGCACCCCGGCGCCGGCGCCGGGCUUUGUUCGUUGCGCCGCGGGCGGCCCGAGCCGGCGCGCGCGCGCGCCAUGGUUUCGCCGGCGCGGGUCCUGCUCUGGGCGUCGGCCGCCUGCGCCGGCGCCCUCGCGCCGUCCCUCGCGCCGUCGCCGCCGCCGGCGCUGCGCGUCGUCGUCGAGGUCGAACUCGCGUCGGCGGCGGCCAACGGCUCGUCGACCUUCGGCGCGACCUUCUGCGACGCCUUCGCGGGCCUCGAGGCCGCCUACGCGGCGGCCGCGGGCGACGCGGCCGGCGAGGCCGUCGGAGCGGCGGGCUGCGCGGCCGCGAACGGCACCGCGACGGUCGCCGCCGCGGCGACGGUCGCGGACGCCGCGGCCGCCGCGGCCUUGGCGGCGGCGCUCAACGCGACCUUCGGCGCCGGCGCCGUCGGCGACGCGGCGCUCGCCGCGGUCCUCUCCACCGCGACCGUCUCGCGCGCGUCCUACCGCGCCGCGGCGUCGCCGUCGCGCGCGCCGUCGCCGGCCCCGGCGGCCGCCGCCGGCGACGGCGACGACGACGCGGCGCCGCCGUCGCUGAAAUUCCACUCGCGGUCCUUCUUCGCGUACAUGGGGCUGAUUCUGCUCAUGAUCGCGCUCUUUCUGUUCGUCUUCGCGAUCUUUUUGGGCCUGCGGCGGCCGAUCCGGCGCCGCUACCGCGCCUGCAUCAAGCGCUGGGGGCCCUUCCCCUGCUGCCCGAACGCGGGCCUGUCGCGCCACGAGCUCGCGCUCGCGCGGCGCGCGGCCGCGGGCGAGAUCGAGGGCCCGGCCAAGGCCGCGCGGCCCGCGGCCAAGGCGCGGCCCUGCGGCGCCGCGGCGAGCUACGCGCCGACGCGGGACCACGACGGCGGCUCGCCCCGGGGCGGCUCGCCGCGGGGCUCGCCGCGGGGCUCGCCGCGGGGCUCGCCGCGGGAGCCCGCGGAGAGCCCCUCGGACAUCGCCCACUUCGUCGCCUCGCUCCGCAAGGCGAAGAUCACGCCCCAGACGCACGUCAUCUAA
Molecule: messenger RNA, 2082 nt
Organism: Aureococcus anophagefferens
Lineage: Eukaryota; Pelagophyceae; Pelagomonadales; Pelagomonadaceae
Product: expressed protein
Exons: 3
Source: RefSeq, a predicted model, not a curated record